This is a messenger RNA of Nyctereutes procyonoides (raccoon dog), 2495 nucleotides long. It is a transcript of the gene MAPRE2, whose product is annotated as microtubule associated protein RP/EB family member 2. Gene Ontology annotation, molecular function: microtubule plus-end binding. Gene Ontology annotation, biological process: protein localization to microtubule plus-end; regulation of microtubule polymerization or depolymerization; spindle assembly. The transcript is spliced from 7 exons. Gene Ontology annotation, cellular component: spindle midzone; cytoplasmic microtubule; microtubule plus-end. The record is from RefSeq and is a predicted model, not a curated record. Bases 122 to 1102 code for a protein of 326 amino acids. Lineage: Eukaryota; Metazoa; Chordata; Mammalia; Carnivora; Canidae.
GCGGGCGGCAGGCAGGCAGGCACGGUCUGCGCGAGGAGCAGGCGAGCGGGAAGACGAGACGCAGCCACCUUCCUCCCCAGCCAGCCCACCGCGGUUUGUUCCCUUCCUCGGGAGUGCGCCAAUGCCUGGUCCGACCCAAACGCUGUCCCCAAAUGGCGAGAACAACAACGACAUCAUCCAGGAUAACGGGACCAUCAUCCCUUUCCGGAAGCACACAGUGCGCGGGGAGCGUUCCUACAGUUGGGGAAUGGCGGUCAAUGUGUAUUCUACCUCGAUAACCCAAGAAACUAUGAGCAGACAUGACAUCAUCGCAUGGGUUAAUGACAUAGUAUCUUUAAACUACACAAAAGUGGAACAGCUUUGUUCAGGAGCUGCCUAUUGCCAGUUUAUGGACAUGCUCUUUCCAGGCUGCAUUAGUUUGAAGAAAGUAAAAUUUCAAGCAAAGUUGGAGCAUGAGUAUAUUCACAAUUUUAAGCUUCUGCAAGCGUCGUUUAAGCGAAUGAAUGUUGAUAAGGUGAUCCCAGUGGAGAAGCUGGUGAAAGGACGUUUCCAGGACAACCUGGAUUUCAUUCAGUGGUUUAAGAAAUUCUAUGAUGCUAACUAUGACGGGAAAGAGUAUGAUCCUGUAGAAGCACGGCAAGGGCAAGAUGCAAUCCCUCCCCCUGACCCUGGCGAACAGAUCUUCAACCUGCCGAAAAAGUCUCACCAUGCAAACUCCCCCACCGCAGGUGCGGCUAAAUCAAGCCCAGCGUCUAAGCCAGGAUCCACACCUUCUCGUCCCUCAUCAGCUAAAAGGGCUUCAUCCAGCAGCUCAGCAUCCAGAUCUGAUAAAGAUUUAGAAACACAGGUCAUACAGCUUAAUGAACAGGUACAUUCAUUAAAACUUGCCCUUGAAGGUGUGGAAAAGGAGAGAGAUUUCUACUUUGGCAAGUUGAGAGAGAUUGAGCUACUCUGCCAAGAACACGGGCAGGAAAAUGAUGACCUCGUGCAGCGACUAAUGGAAGUCCUCUAUGCUUCGGAAGAACACGAGGGUCACCCGGAAGAGCCUGAGGCAGAGGACCAAGUCCACGAACAGCAGCCCCAGCAGCAGGAAGAGUACUGAAGCAUCCUGGCAGCUCUCGCCUUCAGUUUUGCGUGGGAACUUUUCUUCUGGAGAAACGUGUGGCCUCAAGCUCAACAGAAACCAGUUGUUCCCAGUCUGCCAUUACCAUCAAUCAACACACUGUUGCAUAUGCCAGCCACUGCGCUCGGUUCCCAUUUCCUUUGCCAAGACCCAUUAGCAGCCGGCCGUUCGGCGGCCUACCUGAGAGAUCACGGGGUCACAUAUCUUCUACUUCACCACUUGGCUGCUUGAGAUUGAUUCUGCUCUUUUCAUUUCUUUCCAGAACAACUCUCCCCUCCCCACGACCACUACCACUACCACCACCACCACCCCCUUUUUAUCCCGGUGUGAAACAAUGGUAAUUUGAUAUAUGGUAUUUAUAUUGGCAUUUCUCAACCAGUGUCACUAGAUGUCACACAUUUGUGGUGCUUUGAUGUUUGCAAGUCUAACCUCUGAACAUAAAUUUGGUCAAAUAAUAAAUUGGAGCAAAGGGAAAGAGAUACUUGAUAUGAAAGCCAUAAGGACAGUAACUUGUUUUAUAGGGAAAAAGAGAUUCCCCCUCUCCUCCCAACAGUAAAGGGAAAAAAAAAAUGGAAUCAAAACUAGGACUUCAGGGCCCAGCGGUAUUUCUCCCUGACCAUGGUAGACCACCACCCAGUUAGUUUUGAAAGACAUCCACUCAAGGACAACACCAUCUCAACUUUGCCCUCAAACUGCUUGCCCCUUCCCUCCCCACCCCCCAGGUUCUCAUGCUAGUUUCUUUCUCAGGGUCCUCUUUGGUGGGCAGCCACUCUUCCCCACAGUCCAGAGGGGGUCUGCCUAGGUACAGGUCCUCCUGCCUCUCUCCGGGUUUCAGCCCACAGCCUGUCCUCCCCACUAGGGGACUCCUACUACAGAAUGACUUCAGGGUGUGCAGCCCUGAGGGUCCCAGCCCUCCGUCGUGCUGCACGCUCGCUGGAAGUGAAGACCUCCUUCCUAGGAGCAUCAUUCCAAGGGAGACUCCUGAUUCUGAAGUCUGGUGUUGACACUGGAAUGACAGCACAGAAAAAUCUAGGACUCCCAAUACCUUCUGGAAUAAGGAAUUUCCCCUCCUUGUCCUUGACCUUUGAUAACCGUGGCAAUUGCUAAAUAGAGGAAACAUUAAUGAAUUAAAAAGCAUUCCUUAUUUUUUUAACUAAUAUUUGCACAUUUUCUUAGUAUCUUUCCAAAUCUUCGCCUCUUCUAUUCCUUUGACAGAUGGUAUCCCUCCUGGAUCAUUCGUUUCACUUGGUUUCUAACUUUAGAUUUACUUCACUUGUUAUUUGACUUAGCAGGUGCAACAACAACAAACAAGUGUGCCCGCCCCCACUUGCCUCUUAACUGAAAAGCUUAAAAUAAAUUUCUGAAAUAUGUA